UCGUGCAGAUAAAAUAUGAGGAACCUCUAGUCUAUUAUCAAACACUACUGAGUCACUACAUACAUCGUAGACAUUACGCACUUAGUGUCAUGUUAAUACAAUUAAUUUUAAUUAAUAAAAAUUAAAUUACAAUUUAACUGAUUAGUCUUUUGCAACAACUUAAUAUUCAUAUCAAGUUGACGUUAACUAUAAGUCAUAAAAAAUAUAAUUAAGUGCACGUGUACUCAAUAUUUGAUAUAUUUGUAUUUAUAAAGAUAUCUUGAGUGCAUGUGUACCGAUAAAAUAUAUCAAUGUAUAUUUACGGUGAAUUUAAAGAUUAGAGUAGAUUAAGAUAAAGAUCUAGAGGGCAAGGUGCAGGGUGAGGUCAGUGAAAAUUGUGUCCUCAUUUUGCGAUAAUGACGGAUUGAUGUUGGCAUUAUGAUUGAUGGAGCUGACCAAGACUGUGUUAUUUAAUUCUGUCUACUACUGACUCGUGGUGAAUAAAGUGCAUGAUCUAUUUAUUAUAGACUUGAUUUAGUUAAUACGAUAUACAUUAAGGUUUUUUUGCGCCACCCUAAUAUACAUAUAUUUAUUUAUAUAAAAAAAAAAAAGUAUUAAAAUGAAAGAAGUGAAAAAUGAUCGAGAUUCAAAAAUGAAGACUGAUAAAAAAAUUUUUGUCAAUGAUGAUAAAAAACAUAAAUAUUGUGAAAUGGCCACGGAAGAAAUUUUUAGUUCUAAAGAGAGACAAAGAUAUGAAAAAGUCAAUAAUUUAACAGAACUCAAUAAUAAAAUGUCUGAAUUUAAUGAGAAGAUUGAAAGUAUUUCAAAACAUCAUCUCCAAAAUGAUACAAAUAAUUUAUAUACCGAUGAUAAGAAGUCUAUAAAACGUAGCGUACUACGUAAAAAAAUUUUUGAAACACGCAAUUCAUUAUUCACUGACCUGUUUAAUGAAGUAAAACAUGUAAAAACAGUUUACAAUGUUUUUGCAGCACUAUUUAUUAUUACAUUUUUAAAUACUGCUGCGCAUGACAUUCUCUACAAUGGAUCACUCAGUCUUGGUUUCACGACAAUUAAAUUAGGAUUUGGUAAACUAACGUUUGUUAUACAAAUGUGGAUAUCAAUGAUAGCAUCAUCAUACAGCGUUUAUUAUGUAUACAGUUUCUAUGCUCAUCAACGAACUAAAUUAUCAGCAAAAUCAUUCAAAAUUAAAAUUUGGGAUUACACGUGGCUACUUCUAUUCAUCGGUUAUCAAUUAACAUUUUUAGCUGUACCGGCAUACGUAACCUUAAAAGCCGAGCUACCACCACCUUCUGGCUUUAUUGUUUUAAUGGAACAGGUGCGUUUAAUAAUGAAAAUUCAUGCAUUUAUUCGAAGUACUGUACCUUCAGUAAUUAAUAAUGAAUUACAUGGUAGCAGUAGAGGAAAUGUAAUUCCAAAAUUAUCGAAAUUUUCGUACUUUAUGUUUGCACCCACAUUAAUUUAUCAAGAUAGUUAUCCAAGGACUGAAAAAAUUAGAUGGCGAGUUAUUGCUAAAUAUUUAUUGGAACUAGCAUUCGUAAUUAUGUUCGUUGCUAUGAUAUUUGAACGUUUCGUCCUUCCGGAGUAUAAAGAAUUUGGUCAUGAAGAAUUUAAUCUACCUGGAUUCAUAUUACGGGCAUUCAGCACAACAUUUCCAGGGAUUGUAAUAUUCCUUUGUGGAUUCUAUUGCUUACUUCACGUCUGGAUGAAUGCGUUCGCUGAAUUAAUGCGCUUUGGCGACAGAUUAUUUUACAAAGAUUGGUGGAAUUCCGCAUCAUUCGACAAUUAUUACCGUACUUGGAAUGUUGUAGUACACGAUUGGCUCUACACGUACAUUUACAAAGAUUUUUAUGAAAUAGUUGUGCCGGGCAAUAAAUUUAUCGCAACAUUUUUUGUAUUCUUCACAUCGGCGAUUGUCCAUGAGUAUUUAUUGGGAUGCGCAUUUCGUUUCUUUUACCCAAUGAUGUUUGUAUUUUUUGGUAUCUUUGGAUUUCUGCUUGUAUUUAUAACUAAAAAAGAGUCUAAUUCACUGGGUAAUAUAUUUAUUUGGUUUUCGUUAAUCACUGGCUCUGGUAUGUUAGUCAGUUUUUACACAAUGGAGUAUUUUGCAAGAAUUAAUUGCCCGACUUUGGAAGAUAAUUUAUCAGAUGCCAUUUUACCCAGAAGUUGGUAUUGCUACGAAGGAAUUUCGGGUAAUAAUUUUGAAAGUCAAUUACUUCUUUGUAUAUUCAGUUUUUCGAUAAUAACAAUAUCGUCAUUAUUGUAUAAAAUGUUCGUGUAAUAUUUAAUUGUUUUGUAAUUUAAAUAUAUAAUAUAUAUGUAAAUGUUAAGGUGUACUUGAUAAUAAUUUAGCUCUAGCUCUAGUUAAAUAUAACGAUGGCGCAAAAGUUUGCAAAAUUUGAAAAAGAAAAAUUUAAUCAAUUUCUCCCGGAAAAAAUUAAAAAAAAAAAAACUUAUUAAUUUUGAAAAUUAAAUUUGAAUUUUUAAACUUUAAUAUUUUCGCGCCAUUAUUUUUAUUCAGAGCCAGAGCACUUUCAAAUGCGCGGAAAAAAUUUGACAUUUUUUGUAAUUUAAGAAAAAAAUUUAUAUAAGUGUUAUAUAUUGAGUAUAUAUAUGUGCUAUAGUGAUUUUUUGAUAAAUAUCAUAUAUAUUUAAAUAUCAAGGUGUGCAUUUGAAAUAAUUUAGCUCUUGCUCUAGUUUAAUAUAAUGGCGCGAAAAUAUUAAAGUUUGAAAAAAAAUUUAUUUGAAUUUUCAAAUUUUAAUAUUUUCGCGCCAUUAUUUUUGACCAGAGCCAGAGCACAUUCAAACGCUUGGAAAAGUUUGAAAAUUUUUUGUAAGUAAUUAAUAAAAAAAUUUAUAUAUUUGUUAUACAUAUAUAUGAAGUAAAAAAUAAAUAAAGACAUUGUUAUUUUUAAAACAAGUUUAUAUAU
Messenger RNA from Microplitis demolitor, 2927 nucleotides. RefSeq names its product sterol O-acyltransferase 1. The transcript has 11 exons. The record is from RefSeq and is a predicted model, not a curated record. Gene Ontology annotation, biological process: cholesterol metabolic process. Bases 599 to 2278 code for a protein of 559 amino acids. NCBI's taxonomy places the organism in Eukaryota, Metazoa, Arthropoda, Insecta, Hymenoptera, Braconidae. Gene Ontology annotation, cellular component: endoplasmic reticulum membrane.